Effrenium voratum is the source of this 1689-nucleotide messenger RNA. NCBI's taxonomy places the organism in Eukaryota, Dinophyceae, Suessiales, Symbiodiniaceae. The record is from the annotation of a GenBank genome assembly.
AUGGAGAGCAUCUCGCAGGCUGCGUCUGCUUCGGAGGUGCUGGGAGCGGUCAAGCAGGAGCAGCACAACCCGAAGCUGAACCUGAUGUCAAUUUCUUCUGCCUGGGUGAAGAUUGCAAAGCUGCCGUGCAGCCUAGCCGGCAUGGAUCAAAUGCAGCAGGAUCCAUUUUUUGCGGACUUCAUUCGCUUGACAGAAGACUACGCAAAGAAGGCAAGUGCGGAGCCCAAGCUGUAUGCGCGUGCAGUGGCAAACACGCUUUGGGCAGUCUGCAAGAUGUACGCCUUGAUGCCAUCGCAGCUGAGCAGCGUACAGAAACAGCUCAGCAGUGCCGUGCAGCAGGCAGCAAAGUAUAUGGAUGCACAGCAAGUUGCAAACAUCAUUUGGGGCAGCGGGAAGCUGUCAGAUUCUGGAGAUGAGGAUAUGCUGGCCUUGCUGCCGGCUUUAGCUGACCGGGUCCAAGAAGUGAAACAGGACAUGAAUGCGCAACAUGUCACAAACAUCAUUUGGGCCAUCGCGAAGCUGUCAGAUUCUGGAGAUGAGGAUAUGCUGGCCUUGCUGCCGGCUUUAGCUGACCGGGUCCAAGAAGUGAAGGAGGAUAUGACUGUUCAAGUCGUUGCAAACAUCAUUUGGGCCAUCGCGAAGCUGUCUGAUUCUGGCGAUGUCUCUUUGCUGGCCGCGCUGCCAGCUUUAACCGGCAGGAUCAAAGAGGUCGUGCAGGACAUGGAUGCGCAACAUGUCGCAAACAUCAUUUGGGCCACCGCGAAGCUGUCAGAUUCUGGAGAUGAGUCUUUGCCGGCCUUGCUGCCGGCUUUAGCUGACCGGGUCCAAGAAGUGAAACAGGACAUGAAUGCACAACAUGUCGCAAACAUCAUUUGGGCCAUCGCGAAGCUGUCAGGUUCUGGAGAUGAGGCUUUGCUGGCCUUGCUGCCGGCUUUGGCUGAUCGUGUUCAAGAAGUGAAGAAGGAUAUGAACACGCAACAUGUCACAAAUAUGAUGUGGGCCUGCGCAAUUCUUUUGGAUUCUGGAGAUAAAUCACUGCUGGCUUUCCUGCCAGUUUUAACUGGCAGGAUCCAAGAAGUGAAACAGGGUAUGAAUGCGCAACAUGUCGCAAACAACAUUUGGGCCAUCGCGAAGCUAUCAGAUUCUGGAGAUGAGUCUUUGCCGGCCUUGCUGCCGGCUUUAGCUGACCGGGUCCAAGAAGUGAAACAGGACAUGAAUGCACAACAUGUCGCAAACAUCAUUUGGGCCAGCGGGAAGCUUUCAGAUUCUGGAGACGACUCUUUGCCGGCCUUGCUACCGGCUUUAGCUGACCGGGUCCAAGAAAUGAAACAGGAUAUGAAUGCGCAACAUGUCGCAAACAUCAUUUGGGCCACCGCGAAGCUGUCAGAUUCUGGAGAUGAGUCUUUGCUGGCCUUGCUGCCGGCUUUGGCUGACAGGGUCCAAGAAGUGAAGCAGGACUUGAAUGCGCAACAUGUCGCAAACAUCAUUUGGGCCAGCGUGAAGCUGUCAGGCUGUGGAGAUGAGUCUCUGCUGGCCUGCCUGCCGACUCUGGCAGUGAGGGCGGAGGAAGUCCGUGCCCGGAUGAAGCCGCCGCAGAUUGCCAUGAUUCGACAGCAUGCCACGAAGCUUUCGAAUAGUUUGACCGAUGCUGAUAUUUCUGAGGCUUGCCUGCGCCUCAGCAAGAUCUAG